This is a messenger RNA of Amphibalanus amphitrite, 928 nucleotides long. RefSeq lists its product as uncharacterized. NCBI's taxonomy places the organism in Eukaryota, Metazoa, Arthropoda, Thecostraca, Balanomorpha, Balanidae. The record is from RefSeq and is a predicted model, not a curated record. The transcript is spliced from 6 exons. Bases 42 to 803 code for a protein of 253 amino acids. Gene Ontology annotation, cellular component: cytoplasm.
GGGUGACAGUUCCGAACCGACGCUGUCACAGUCCAUUCACCAUGAGGGUGGUCUCGCUUCUGCCUCUGUCGGCGCUGCUGCUGACGCUCGGGGUCUCCCGCUGUGUCGGUCAAUUCAUGCGCCAUGGGGAUGCGGGUCAGAUGAGAGCCGCGAUGGGCGUGUCAUCUGCCGACUGCGAUGAUGCUCAGACUGGCCUAGAGAUGGACUGGGACGGCUCGGCUGACGAGUACACCUGCUCUGCGGAGCAGUCGGGCGCAGCCAGCGGCACCGGCUCGGUACUGGAGAGCAAGCUGGAGAGGAUGUGCCUCGAGGUGCCAGCCGACUUCCAGCCGGAGCAUAUCUGCAUGAACGUCUCCAUUGAAUACACGGAAACCAUUCCAACUACGGUGAAUCACCGACCGCUUUGGGCCGUGUAUGGAGAAUACACAUACCUUCCGCCUCAGCGGUGGACCCACAACAUUGAGCACGGCGCGGUUGUCAUGCUGUAUCACCCGUGCGCCGACUCUUCCGAGGUGGACAAAUUGAAACAACUGGUGCGUGGCUGCAUCCGCAAACACGUCAUCACCCCCUACAACAAACUGCCAAUGGAACAGCCGCUGGCGCUGGCCACCUGGGGAUGCCACCUCCACAUGGCUCAGGUGGACGAGGCUGCCGUCCGCAGCUUCAUCAGGGAGACGGCUCUACAGGGCACGGAGGGCCACCUCAGCCGGGAGGGCCAGUACGACUACAUGCUGGUGCAGAAGGCCCAGCCGCCGGUCGGAUCUGACAUCGACGACUCUGUCCUCUGCCCCAACCAGCCGUGAGCUGACCGCGGCGGGGUCACUCUGUGGCGUGGGAGACAUGCCAUUGGGCGACACGCACCAGAUAGAAGAUGCCGUAGGGAUACAUAAAUAUAUCGGCAGCUUAAUUGGUGUUGGACAAUAUUUUA